UUGCAUUGUUCAUAUAUCGAUAACAAUAAUGCUCAACGAAAACGCUUGUGCUUUGUUGCUCUCUCAUUAUGUUAUUCACAAUUGUUUUGUCGUUGCGGUCGGUUGUGCUAUUGCUCAUUGCUGUUCCCUUCGGUCUCGAGCGUGUGUAGUUCUUAAAUAAAAACCAAAAUUAAUAUGAAGUGCACGCGAUUGUAUUAAUCAUUUACAACACACACACACAUAUAUAUUAGGUAAAAUAAAGUAGUUGAGUUCCGAAGUUAGUCAAAACACGCACUAUGGCGUCGACUAUGGGAAUAACAAUAACAACACCAUUAGCCAACGGCACUGCUGCCGAAUCAGCAGAUUCCGCCAGCGCUGUCUACGUACAGCAACUGCAACAGGAGGAGGAACGGCAGACCGGUGAAUCAACUGAGAUAACGGCUGUGCCGCGUUAUGGAUUAAAGUUAAAAUUCGAUCAUAUUUGGCCAGAGAAACGUAAUCAGAAUUUACGGCCAUCGAUAAAACAAUCGCUACCAAUGGUGUCGCUGGCAUGCAGAUAUGCAGCCUAUUACUGGAAGGUCUCUCGUGAAGGUCGACGCGUGUACAUGGACUAUUAUUAUAUGGAGAAUGGUAAGCAGAUAUAUGGAGUGCCCAUUGGGGGCAUUGGUGGUGGCAGCAUUGGACGAGGCUAUGCUGGUGAAUUCUGCCGCUUUCAGAUGCGUCCCGGCAUCUAUGAAUACAAUGUGGUCCAGGCUAAUCAGUUUAUAGUCACUAUAAAGGAUCACAAAGGUUGCACCAUCUUUCAGAGUUUACUCUCGCAGUGCAGCACCAAGUCAUUCAAAGCCAAUACCAACAACAACGGUGCCGAGGCCGAUGAGGUCGAAGCUCAAAAAUCUAAAUGUCAACUGCCCAAUUGCAGCAGCCGAUCCAGACAGCCGUUGAAUGCAUGGCAUUCGAAUAUCGAGGAAUCCAGAUGCACCUAUACGGGUCUAUACCCACGUGCUUGGACCGAAUACGAUCUAUCACAUUACGGUAUUCGCUUGGUGUGUCGCCAGGUGUCGCCAGUGAUCCCCCACGACUACAAGGAGUCGAGUCUGCCCUGCGCCGUGUUCGUCUGGUCGGCGGAGAACGUGUGUGAGCAGGAGCGGAAGGUAUCUAUAACGUUUACGUUCAAGAAUGGCACAGGUAACAAGAAACAGGAUGCGGAGGGUAACGCAGAGUCGGAACUUAUCAGCGAGGGCAAUGCCAAAGGUGUCAGCAUCAAGCAGAAAAUAAACGAGAUGCCCUGUAGCUACAAUCUUGCCUGUCGCGUCUUGCCCGAAAUCAGCAUAACGCGUUGUCCUCAGUUCGAUCCGGCUGGUAAUGGUGAACAGCUGUGGGCACAGCUCAAGGAACAUGGGCAAUUGAACGAGCAGCCCACCCCGGAGACACUAAAGACCAAGGACAUUGGUGUGGCUCUCUGUGCUCAACUGGCGCUGAGGCCUCAGUCCUCGCAUGAGCUGGAAUUUGUGCUCGCCUGGGACAUGCCCAAGAUCCAAUUUCCACGCAAGCUGCAAACGCACACACGCUACUAUACCAAGUACUUCGAUGACAGCGGCGAAUCUGGCCCAAGGAUAUGCGACUACGCAUUAAAGCACUAUGCCAGCUGGGAGCGGCUCAUCGAUGCCUGGCAGCGACCUAUACUAAACGAUGAAGGCCUGCCCGACUGGUAUAAAUGUGCCAUAUUCAAUCAGUUGUAUUUUAUCUCGGAUGGUGGCACCUUGUGGCUUAAAUGCGAUUCUUCGCUGGGAAAGGAGCUGGCUUAUGAUGAUCCACGCUUGGCGUAUGGUCGCUUUGGCUAUUUAGAAGGUCAUGAAUACCGUAUGUAUAACACGUAUGAUGUGCACUUCUAUGCUUCACCAGCAUUAGCCCAUCUUUGGCCCAAUCUGCAAGUAAGUUUGCAGUACGAUUUUAAAGAUGCCAUUGCCGCUGAGCUUAAUGAUACACGCAAAAUGCUUUACGAUGGCAAAGUUAUGCCGCGCAAGGUCAGGAACUGUGUGCCACAUGAUCUGGGCGAUCCUGAUGAAGAACCCUUUACCCUUAUCAAUUGCUAUAACAUACAUGAUGUGAACGAUUGGAAGGAUCUCAAUACAAAGUUUGUGCUGCAGGUCUAUAGGGACUACUAUGUGCUCAAUGAACUGGCCCAAGCACAGGCGGACAAUGCCAGCAAAUUCAGUUCCAUUGAGUUUAUCGAUAAGGAGAGUCUCUAUGAGCUGUACUCCCAGGAUAAUAAGCUCAAGAACUCGGCUGAUGAAAAGCAGCAGAAUCGCAAAUCUGCUUCCAUGUACAUCAAUGAGACGAAUGGCAAGGUAUACCUGAUGGAUGCGAUGGGCUAUUUAAAGUCUAUGUAUGGCGCAUGUAAAGCCAUAAUGGAGCGAACCAUUGAAUAUGACAAGGAUAACGAUGGACUUAUUGAGAACACCAAAAUGCCAGAUCAGACCUACGACUGUUGGGUAAUGGAUGGCCCCAGUGCCUACUGCUCUGGCCUCUGGCUUGCCGCUCUGCAAUCAAUGUCAGUGAUGGCCACACUUUUGGAUCAACCCAAUGAUUUCCUGCGCUACCAGGGUAUCUUGGAAAAAGGCAAGCUCUCCUUAGAGGAAAAGCUCUGGAAUGGUAGCUAUUAUCGCUUUGAUUUAUCCCAUAAUCACCGCGAUACUAUUAUGGCUGACCAGUUGUGUGGACAUUGGUAUUUGAAGUCCUGUGGCUUUGACUAUGAGAUUUAUCCCAAGGAGAACGUGCGCACGGCUCUGAAGCGAAUAUACGACAACAAUGUGAUGGGUUUUCAUGAGGGAAAUAUAGGAGCCGCUAAUGGAUUCAUAGCGAACUCCAGUGAGCCUUCUAAGCCGGGUCAUGUGGACAAUAGCAACAUACAGGCAGAAGAGGUGUGGCCAGGCGUAGUAUACGCAUUGGCUGCUACCAUGAUACAGGAGGGUAUGUUCGAGGAGGCUUUUCAGACGGCGGGCGGCAUGUACAAGACCAUUUCCCAGCGCAUUGGAAUGAACUACGAGACUCCAGAAGCGCUAUAUGGCGAGAAACGAUACCGCUCUAUUGGCUAUAUGCGACCACUGAGUAUUUGGUCAAUGCAGGUCGCCUGGGAACGUCGCAAGGCCUUACGUGACUAAUUCCAUUUUACCUCUAUUUAUACCUAAGUACCGCUAUACCAAAGAUGUUUCUAAACUGUCACAAAGAGGUUCUUAGCUUUUGGUUCUUGAGAUCGCAAUGUUUCGAGCUUAUGGCGGUUCUGAGAACCAUUCCAAACCAUAAAAUUGUAUUCAAAUGUUUACAGAAUAGCUUUAUAUAUAUGUAUUUUCUAAUCUAAGUUUUCUGGUUGCUUGUUUUCAAUGUCUUCUUCUAGCUACUAUGCAGGUCCAUAUAUUCAUUUGGCAGUUACAAAUCACAAAUUAGUACAAUUAUUGAAUGGUAUUCAUAAAUGUGUGAAGCACAAAACCUAUCUAAGUGUUAGCUAAUCAAGAUCUUAACAAUGGAACACGCAUUACAAUGCCUAAUUAAUUAUAUAGUAUAUGUAUUGUCUUUAAAAAAAAUUCCAAAUAUUAGCAGUGUUCAAAUGUCUGUCAAUAUAUAUGUAUUUGUGGAAAAUCUA
This is a messenger RNA of Drosophila innubila, 3619 nucleotides long. RefSeq names its product non-lysosomal glucosylceramidase. Gene Ontology annotation, cellular component: membrane. The transcript has 7 exons. Lineage: Eukaryota; Metazoa; Arthropoda; Insecta; Diptera; Drosophilidae. Gene Ontology annotation, molecular function: beta-glucosidase activity; glucosylceramidase activity. Bases 276 to 3140 code for a protein of 954 amino acids. The record is from RefSeq and is a predicted model, not a curated record. Gene Ontology annotation, biological process: carbohydrate metabolic process; glucosylceramide catabolic process.